GCCCUGGUCCCCAACUCUAGAAGACAGCGGAACUGAGAAAAGAAGAGGCCUGUGGACAGAAAAGUCAUGUCGAAUUCCCUGGUGGUGUGCGAGGUGGACCCUGAACUAAAGGAAAAGCUGAGAAAAUUUCGCUUCAGAAAAGAGACAGACAAUGCAGCCAUAAUCAUGAAGGUGGACAAGGACCGGCAGAUGGUCGUACUCGAGGGAGAAUUUCAGAACAUUUCUCCAGAGGAAUUAAAAACAGAGUUGCCAGAGAGACAGCCCAGGUUUGUGGUUUACAGCUACAAGUACGUGCACGAGGACGGCCGAGUGUCCUACCCGUUGUGCUUCAUCUUCUCCAGUCCUGUGGGCUGCAAGCCUGAACAGCAGAUGAUGUACGCAGGGAGUAAAAACAGACUGGUGCAGACAGCAGAGCUCACAAAGGUAUUUGAAAUCCGCACCACUGAUGACCUCACCGAGGCCUGGCUCCAAGAGAAGUUGUCUUUCUUUCGUUGACCUCUGAGCUGCGGAACUGGAUUCCUGAUGUCGGAGUCUCUGAAGAAACUGGGGACUGGGACCCCCUAGGACCUGAACGUCUGAGACCCUAAGGAAAUUAAAAUGCAGGAAUUCAAGAGA
Molecule: messenger RNA, 615 nt
Organism: Enhydra lutris kenyoni (northern sea otter)
Lineage: Eukaryota; Metazoa; Chordata; Mammalia; Carnivora; Mustelidae
Product: glia maturation factor gamma
Exons: 7
Coding region: 67-495 (142 amino acids)
Biological process (GO): negative regulation of Arp2/3 complex-mediated actin nucleation; actin filament debranching
Cellular component (GO): actin cortical patch
Molecular function (GO): Arp2/3 complex binding; actin binding
Source: RefSeq, a predicted model, not a curated record